UCAUGACGAUGACAGUAGACUUGAGUUUCUCGCUGUAAAGACCAGUUGCUUUCAAGGAUGACUUCUGCAAAAGCUGGUUUAUUUUUGCCCGUAUUUAUUAUACUUCUUGCUUACCUGUACAGCAGACGAACUGACAAUGUUCUCAGGGAAAGAUUAGAUCAGGUUUUGGACGGUUUGCUGAGGGCAGAAAAAAAAGUUUCUGUUGCCCCAAAAACAAAAGUUGCUGUUGGAUUUGGUGGGUGCAUGGAUGUGUUUGUAAAUGCCACACAAUUUCUGCAGAGGUUUGGUGCUGUUCCCCCCGAAAGCCCAGCACAUCACGAUGUCGUCAGAGAUCAAGAGGGCCUGGAAGAGGUGUUUGCAUACUUCUUCAGAAGCGGAGCUGCUGCUGAGAGAUUUGUAAGUGAUGAAAACCUCUUCAAGAAAGUUGUAGAAUUUACAAAAUCUAUGCCUCAUGCUCGGUGGACAAUGGGAGGGAAUGCACCAGUCAUGGCCAAUCGAUUUGCAAGCGAAGGCUUCGAAGUUUUCCUCGGCGCCAAGUCGACGAAAAACACAAAGAAAUAUGUACAUGCGGGUGUGACAGCUGUUGGAGGUGAUCAGGAACAUGAUGAUGUACACUUUGUCAUGGAGUACGAUGUCGGAGAUAUCUGGGGGAAAUAUACUGCCACAAGAGCAAAUAGGUUUAUUAUCCACAGUGACGACUCCAAUCCGACAAUCAGUGCCUUGGAGAACUUUGCUGAUGCUCUGAAAGGACAGUCCAUUGAUCUACUUGUUGUUGGUGGGCUGCAGAUGCUGGACAACUUCCCUUUCAGAACUGGUGAGAGACAGACGAGACUGAAGAAACUAGAUGACUUCUUAGCAGCCGUCCCCAAGAAAACCAUGAUACAUUUUGAAAUGGCAUCAUUCACAGAGGAAGCCUUACUCCAGGAUCUUGGCAAACACGUCCUUCCGUACUCUGAUUCCUUGGGAGCCAACGAACAGGAAUUGCCAAAUUUAUACAGUGUUCUGACCGGUGGUAAGAUUGUGUUACUCUCAGAUAGCAAUCCCAGACUUGCGGUUGUCCUAGAUCAAAUGCGGGCUGUUUUCCGCGCUCUGCGCGAACGAAAACCUGGAAAAAAUCAACGAAGGGUAACAAGAUUACAUAUCCAUACAUUGGCCUAUCAGGUCAUUCUGACAGUCAAGGGAUCGAGUUGGAAGAACACCAUGUCUGCCGCAGCGAAAGCCGCUCUCACUGCGCACCGUCACACAUGCGGGAAACUCGAUAUUGAUACAAAUGAUGCGCGAAUGAUCAUGGACGAUUCUUUCGCUACGAGCAAGAACCAGGGAAGUAGGAGGAUUAGUCUUGAUAAUAACCGUCCCGUUUCCUGUUGGGAUGAGGAAAAUUAUGAGAUUUGUGUUGCGCCAGUACUUGUUUGUACAAAGAUUCUGCAAACUGCUGGUGGAGGAGAUAAUAUAUCCUCUGCUGGUUUGGUACUUCAGAUUUGAAGUUAACAUCAUUACAUGCAAAUUGUGAAUGUUUAAAAUUUAUAAAGUGUUGUUGAGGUGCACUCACCAUCAACAUCGUCUUGGUCCUGGCUUUAGGGGUCUUCGCUGUAGUUGAUGCUCAAUCAUGUUGGGAUGCUUGUUUUAUGCAAUUUGUCAUGGUGCCAGAAUUAAUUGUAUUUUCAAAUCAAAUGGAAGUUGCUUAUCAACAAAAUAUACUCUGAAUUUUACAUGAAUGAAUUUUGCAUUAAACUCUUUGCUGGUGCAAUGGCACUCACCGCACAUUAAAGGUCACUAAAUGUAUACAAAAAUGUUUAACCGAUGUUACAUGUUUAAGUCUGACUGAGACAUGGUGCUCUUUGAUGUGAACUUCUCAUGAUCCAGGUCAGGAGAGAAUCCUUGUGAUAUCAUGUAUAUACUUUUUGGCAGCAGAUGUACUUCAGAGAGUAAAAUAUAUGGUGUUUGAAAAACAAA
This is a messenger RNA of Lineus longissimus, 1953 nucleotides long. RefSeq names its product ADP-dependent glucokinase-like. The record is from RefSeq and is a predicted model, not a curated record. The coding region runs from base 58 to 1482 and encodes 474 amino acids. Gene Ontology annotation, biological process: glucose metabolic process. Lineage: Eukaryota; Metazoa; Nemertea; Pilidiophora; Heteronemertea; Lineidae. Gene Ontology annotation, cellular component: endoplasmic reticulum. Gene Ontology annotation, molecular function: ADP-specific glucokinase activity. The transcript is spliced from 5 exons.